UACGUCUCGAGCUCAGAAGUGUGGCGAGGACUCGCGCUUUGAAGUUUCGUCGAGGUUAGUGUGCGCGUGCAGAAGACAUGUCGGGCGGCAGGCUGAUGAGAGCCAUCAGAGUGAGCGAGUUUGGUGCGCCGUCAGUGCUCAAACUCUGCUCAGACGUGCCUGUCCCUCAGCCUGGACACAGACAGGUGCUGAUUCGUGUCCACGCCUGUGGAGUGAACCCAGUGGAAACUUACAUCCGGGCUGGGACAUUCGCCCGAAAGCCUCCUCUGCCAUACACACCAGGCACAGACGUAGCUGGAGUGGUGGAAACUGUUGGAGAAGGAGUUACAGCAGUAAAGGCUGGAGAUCGUGUGUUCACCACAGCUACAGAGUCUGGAGGUUAUGCAGAGUACAUGGUAGCAGCUGACGACUGCGUCCACAAACUGCCCGAUGCUUUAGACUUCAACCAGGGUGCAGCCAUAGGGAUCCCUUACUUCACCGCCUACAGAGCUCUGAUUCACAAAGCUCACACCAAACCCGGAGAGACUGUCCUCAUCCAUGGAGCCAGUGGAGGGGUCGGUGUGGCAGCGUGCCAGUUGUCCCGUGCUCUGGGUUUCACGGUUUUGGGGACAGCGGGGACUCCGGAAGGAAUGAAGCUGAUUCUCAAUAAUGGAGCGCACCUGGCCUUUAAUCACAGAGAGGAGGGCUACACUCACAAAAUCAUGGAAGCCACAGAGGGCCGAGGAAUAGAUGUGAUCGUAGAGAUGCUGUCCAAUGUCAACCUCAGUAAUGACCUUCAGAUGUUGGCCUUUGGAGGACGUGUUAUGGUGGUUGGCAGCAGAGGCUCUAUAGAGAUCGACCCCAGAGACACCAUGGCUAAAGAGAGCAGCAUCAUAGGAGUGGUUCUUUUCUCCUCUACACCGGAGGAGAAGAGGGAGUGUGCGGCGCUGCUCUACGCUGGGAUGGAAGCUGGUUGGCUGCGUCCGGUCGUCGGUUCCCAGUAUCCCCUUGAUAAGGCCGCCCAGGCCCACCAUGACAUCAUUGAGUGUCCCGGGGCUUUUGGGAAGACAGUCCUGACCAUGUGAUGAUGAGAUCACAUCAGAGGUCAAGAGUCACCAAGUAGGGCUUUAGUUGUUCAUAAAGGGGAGACUCUUGCUACAAUAAAGAAAAUAAGGUGUAAUGUGAUUACAUUAACCCUUUGAAACCUGGAUCCACAUCAAAUAUCUUGUGCCUAAUUUGGACGCCUUCCCCACGUAUUUAGACCUCUGACCCCUGAGCAAAUUGGUUUGAUUUCUUUUGAAAACAUGA
This is a messenger RNA of Plectropomus leopardus (leopard coralgrouper), 1287 nucleotides long. RefSeq names its product crystallin, zeta (quinone reductase) (gene cryz). Gene Ontology annotation, molecular function: quinone reductase (NADPH) activity; mRNA 3'-UTR binding; zinc ion binding. The record is from RefSeq and is a predicted model, not a curated record. Lineage: Eukaryota; Metazoa; Chordata; Actinopteri; Perciformes; Serranidae. Gene Ontology annotation, cellular component: cytosol.